This is a messenger RNA of Alternaria triticimaculans, 858 nucleotides long. RefSeq lists its product as uncharacterized. NCBI's taxonomy places the organism in Eukaryota, Fungi, Ascomycota, Dothideomycetes, Pleosporales, Pleosporaceae. The record is from RefSeq and is a predicted model, not a curated record. The transcript has a single exon. Bases 1 to 858 code for a protein of 285 amino acids.
AUGUCAUCUCUAACCGACCCCGAUUGCGAGCGGGUUCGCCAAAACCAACCACGUCCAACCGCCGCCGAACUCAUCAAAGCGAUCCAAGAGAUCGAUUUUCUUGAUGAAGAAUCGCGCGAAAAGGUCUAUCACACACUACACCGGAUCGAUAAUGGCGCACUCGAACUGGGAAUGCAUUGCGACUACCACUUCUGCCUGGUACCCGACGGCUUUAACCAACUGAAGUACGAGGACGAAGACGUGGACUGGGACGAUCAACGCGAGUGGCCGGAAUUCUACAACAUACUUGGUAUCAACAUAUGGAAGACAGGGGCCGAUACCGCGACCGCAGGAAACCAGCCGAAGGAUAUUGAACCAGAUCAAUCUAGUGUCAAGAACGAGUCCAGAGGCAACGACGCCACGGGCUUUGUGUUUAUGCAGCUGGGCCGGGUGUUCCGUCUCAAGGAUUGCUACAUGGAAAGUAACAAACAAAGUGCUGAAAGAAAGGAAAGGCCGAUACCCUGGUAUGACUCUGACUUCGUCCUCGUCGUAGCCAUCGAGGAGAAUGGAAGAGCAGGCGCGCUGUGGUUGCUGUGUAACUUUAACCCCUGGGAUGAUGUAGCUGGUCACAUCAAGAUCCCGCAAUCAAGCCAGGACUGUGGCGAUACUUUGGGAGACGGUGUUCAGUACAAAGCUCUCAAGAUUGCUGACGAUAUUGGGGAGCUCAAACGAGGGAAGGCAUGGGAUGUUAAGAUGAAGUUUGGCAGCGAGUUUGACAUACAAAUCGUACCCGCCGUCUUUGACGGAGAGGGGAAAGAGAAGAGGCUCCUGCGACACAAGGUUCGCAAGGAAGAGCUUACGGAAUGGGUUGAGGUCUAA